CACAAUAUCACUACCACACAAUUUUGAAACUUGUUCGCACAAACACACUUUUUCCAACAUCUCUUCCGUUGGUAGAAUAUCAAUAACCAACACAAAACAACACUAUGCGACGCUCACUAAGCAUCCGGUCAUCUGCCUUUGCCAGAGCAGCGUCUACUCCCAGGCCCUCCACGCCGCCACCCCUACCAGACCGCAUCCAGCCUACACGGAAGUCAUGCUUGAACUCUGCGCUACGUAAUCUGACGAUCAGUCCUCCCAAGAACGCCGAAAACAAACCUCCAAACACAACCGCAAAUCCAAACGCCUCAACUCUCGACUCCCCCAGACAAGCACCUGCCAUCUCAUUCUCGGACAGCGGGAAGGCACGGGCACGCCACACCAAAACAACACUCAAACAGCCCACAACAGCACUUCCCGUGCCUCGCCCCCGAUUUCCCCUGUCCCCAACACCGUCACUCCAUGAAGAUUUGCAGGACGUGCGGCCUAUGUCUCCAGCGCCUCCUCCCUACGCCAGCAUCCUUCCCCGCCAGAGCACUAGUCGGGCUGCCUAUACGCCGGACCAGGACUCGGAUGAAGACACGGACGAGAGGAUACUGCAGUGGCGAGGCGGGCUGCUAAGACGAGCACGUGCUUCGUCGUCGUCGUCAUCGUCACCGAAAAUUCAAGCCCCCUGGCGGCGACAGGGCCCGUUGCGGGUGGUGAAUGCGGAUCCGGGGAGCAGCGAGAGUGGAGAUUGA
This is a messenger RNA of Pseudovirgaria hyperparasitica, 737 nucleotides long. RefSeq lists its product as uncharacterized. The record is from RefSeq and is a predicted model, not a curated record. The transcript has a single exon. Lineage: Eukaryota; Fungi; Ascomycota; Dothideomycetes; Acrospermales; Acrospermaceae. The coding region runs from base 105 to 737 and encodes 210 amino acids.